This is a messenger RNA of Notodromas monacha, 3253 nucleotides long. The record is from the annotation of a GenBank genome assembly. NCBI's taxonomy places the organism in Eukaryota, Metazoa, Arthropoda, Ostracoda, Podocopida, Cyprididae.
AUGAGGGGUACGAGAGAGAGAGAGAGAAUCGUGCAACACCGUCGACUCACUGGCUGGGCCUUCCUUGCUGUAGUUGUGAAGUCUGGAGAGGGGGCUGGUGGUCGUGGGGGCGAGGAUUCUUUGCUGGCUGUUCUGACGGUCGCAGUCACUUGUAGACUGCAGGGGUCUGUGCCAGCGUGUAAAUCCCUGUGCGAGAAAUGCGGCAAGAAAUGCACCGGGGAAGUUCUUCGCGUCUCGGAGAAGUACUUCCACAUCGACUGCUUCAAAUGCAAAGCGUGCAGCGUUUCGUUGGCGCACGGAGGAUUUUUCCAGAAAGACAAUGAUUUUUACUGCAGUUCCGACUACCAGAAGCGAUAUGGAACGAAAUGUGGUGGCUGUGGAGAAUACGUGGAGGGAGAAGUGGUGUCUGCUUUGGGGAAUACGUACCAUCAACGUUGCUUCAAAUGCGCACGUUGCAGGCAACCGUUCCCCACUGGUGAGCGAGUGACGUUCACGGGAAAAGAAUGUUUGUGCCAAAAAUGUCUGCAAAUCCCUGUGGUGGACUCUCAGUCUCCGACACAUAGCCCUGGCACUGGACUGCCAAGGUGUGCUGGAUGUGCUGACGAACUGAAGGAAGGCCAGGCUUUGAUUGCCAUGGAUAAACAGUGGCAUGUAUGGUGUUUCCAGUGCGCAACUUGUUCAGCUAUGUUGCACGGAGAGUACAUGGGGAAAGAUGGGAAACCUUACUGUGAAAAAGACUACCAAAAAUUAUUUGGAAUCCGGUGUGCUUACUGUCAGCGAUUUAUUUCGGGAAAAGUUCUUCAGGCAGGAGAAAAUCGUCACUUCCACCCCACCUGUGCCAGGUGCACCAAAUGCGGGGACCCAUUCGGUGAUGGUGAAGAAAUGUAUCUUCAAGGAGCUGCUAUUUGGCAUCCGAAAUGUGGACCUGGUCCUGGUGCGGAGCUCAUAAAUCCUCGACAUCCGAACGAUCAAAAUUCGAUCCCGAAUGGGCAUCUUCAGGAUGAAUAUUAUUCCGGUGGAGAGUUGGAUGGUGUUGACGGAAUGUCUUCCAUCAGUGACACUCAGUACAUGGAUGGAAGAAUGUUCAGUCCCGGCUUCGUUUUGCGGGAUUACAACAACAAGUCGCCGUCGCAUGUGAAAAAGAUCUUCACGUACAGCUAUCUCACAGCUGAACCCUCGUUGGGUUAUUUGAAAAAACCUAUCCAUCCGUAUGAUCGUGCUCAACCGAAGUCGCCGCAUUUUCACCGACCCUCAGGUGGUUCGAAGAGUCCACGAGUACCGAGUAGGAAUUCAGAACGACGCAGUGGAAUGAAAUCGUUGAUUUAUCACAUGGAAGCGAUAAGUCCUCGUCCACGAUCGCCGCAUAUGAAUAACGAAGAACCGAUUGAGCUUUCGCAGUUUCCUGCCGCGCGUCCUCCAACACCCGGAGAAACGCCGAAAAUAGAAAGAGAUGAUUUUCCUGCUCCUCCCUUUCCGUACACUGACAGAGAGCGAGUCCGACGAUGGUCAGGUUCAGCGAAAAAUGCUUUGGAUGACGACGAUGAAGAAGCUAACGAAGUAUUGAGCGGUGAUGGCACAGGUCUGAAAGAAAAUGUUGAUCCACGGAUCAAGAAAACCGAAGAAGAGCUCUUAAAGGCUAGCAACGGAAUGGGCAAGGUGUUUUUGGACCAAGUUCGAGAAAGAGAGAAAAUCCGUCUGUGGAAACUGAAGCACCUAGAUCCUCGCAAAGCGAGUCGCACUCCAUCGGCUGACCGAGAACCGAGCUAUUCACUGAGAUUUCCUUCAUCUGUUGACGCUUUCGUGAGUGCCUUACGACACGUACCCAAACCUGGAUAUGGUCUGGCUAAAAAUCCGUACCGUUAUUACACGAGAUGUUCCGCGUCUCCGCACCGACCCCGGACUGCCAUGAGCACUUCUGCUCUUGUCAAUGAUUAUGUUGAUGGGCGCGGAAUGGGCGAGAAGACACACAGCACGGAUCUCAGCAGCGCCAAGUCUGAUGUUUCGACAAUUUCGCUUCAUGGCGGCAACGGGAAGAGAGAAAUGGCACGCGAAAUAGUGACGAGUGAAACUUUCACUCCUGGGAUGAGAGCGGCUGCCGGAAGUUCAGGAAUGGCGGCGCACCUGCGCCAAAGCUUGCCCAAUAUGAAGGUACCACUUCCUGGCUCCGGAGAACCGCCGAAAAUAUAUGCCAUGCAUCUUUUGAUGACGACCAACUACAGACUUCCAGGAGACGUGGAUCGCGCGAAUCUGGAGCGACAUCUGUCGGAAGCAGAAUUCGAAAGGAUUUUCCAUAUGUCUCGAGCGGACUUCUACCGGUUGCCGCAAUGGAGAAGGAACGAUUUGAAGAAGCGGAAUCAGCUAUUCUGAAUGUUCAAAUUUACAAUUUUUCUUUUUUCUUGGUCUUGUGCUGUGUUUUUUCUUCUUUCCAACAAGCUACGCGCAUAUAUUGCGAUUUAGCUGCUAUAAUUCAGUUUUUGUUCGUUCUCCAAGCUUAAAUGGAGUUCACUGCUUAAAAGCUUUUCACGACCGAUUUCGAGGUAGGAGCGGUUAUUUAUGUUUUUGAAGCGUGUAUGCAGUUUCAUUUCAGUGGUUGUAUUUUUUUCUCUCAUCACUAGCAUUCUUCGGAUAUGUCGAGGGCUUUAUACAAGGAUGACUUACGUCUUUCAUCUCAAAAAUCCAGAAGUUCUUUUUCCUUUUUUUUUUCAUCCUCAUUCAAGAAGUACGUUUGUUAGCCGGAAAUUUAUCUUAUUCCUCAGCAGUCUGCUGUUCCCCGGAUGCAAUCUGUCUUCAUUUUCUUAUUGUUUCUUUGAGUGCAUGUUAAUUUGAGGUAAUUAAAUGAUUGCCGCAACAAAGGCAAGGAUUCGAACGCCUUCAAGUCUUCCCAUCAUCAAUCCCCAAAUUUUUUGAGUGACGUUAAAUGGAAGCGAAAUGGUUUUUGUUUAGCCUAGGUUAGAAGCGACGAUGCCACUCCGACUCUCGAUUUCUUUUUUGAGGCAUUAAAUGUUUCUUCCGAAUUUCGACCUGUUCCAGAGGGUCUUCGAGAUUUUUUCUCUCUGUUUUGUUGACGUGAUAGGCAGUACGAAUUGUUUUGCUUCUGGACGCUUCUCUAAAGCAGGACGUAUUUCUGCUUUUCCGAAGGAUCAGCUCUUGCUUGAAUCAGAAAAUGAUUAGGAGAGUGCAUUGUUUGAAGUGAUUUGUCCUGACUUAUUACAACAUUCGCCGGAAACAAUAGAUUCAGUUUUUGGAAAGCGUG